UCUAACUUGUAGAGAAAGGUACUGGGAACCGAGUGAUCAUGUUUUAUAUAUAUAGCAGCUGGACCGACGGUCAUUUUUGUGAAGAACUGCCAAGGCUGAAUUCAUUAGUUACUCAGUGGGAAUUACUUUAAUAUGGCCAGCGGAAUAGCGUUUGAUCUGCUCCUUGGAGUUGGUAACGACCACGAAAACGAAGUUUUCGAGCUUUCUUACGCUGCAUUCGCUGAAGAGUUGCAGCUCCAGGAGAUCCUUAAGGAGUCCAUGGUCGCUUCUGAAAAUGCAGCUUGCGAAGCCACCAAGAAACCUGGAUGUCCUGUCUGCUAUAGAUUGUCCUGCAUGGAAUGUUCUACCCCACACCAGGGCUCAGGGUUUCCAGAGCCUCAGGUCAUCGACCUCGCGGAGAGGGCAGCACCUUGUUCCCAUCAAAGAUUUAGAUGCAUUGAGCAACAAAGGAUAAACGAGAAUGACAACGAAAGGGAGCGUUUCCCGUGGAGGAGACCUACAGAAAGAUUCAGGGGAAGGAGGAUGGGAGAUGUUCCUCAGGCUCAAACCAGUUCAAGCAAUGAAUUUCAAGCAAAAACCAGUUCAUUGGGCGAAAACGAUCUAAUUGCUGGCAUCGGUAAUACUGAGGAUCCUAAGAGUAAAGGCAUAGCCAUGGAUGAUGGCUGGUUGCUGGAGGAUAACAAUACAAAUGCUGUUCAGGAAGAUGAUUAUGAUUCCUUGAACGACGAGGAUGAGUUUGAUUCCGACUACAGUCAAAAGAGCCAUGAGAGUGGUAAAAAGAGUACCUGGUUCAAGGAAUUUUUCGAGAGAAUGGAUGCUUUGAACAUUGAGGAGAUCGAUGAAACUCUGUGGCACUGUCCAGCAUGCAUAGGUGGUCCUGGUGCCACCAAAUGGUACAGAAGCAUCAGUGACCUGAUUGCACAUUCCAAAAAGAUUGGAUCGAGAAGGGUGAAGUUACAUCGAGAGCUUGCAAAGAUUCUAGAAACGGAGCUGUGCAUUAAGGGAACCUCAAUUCUUCAUGCAGGCCCUAUAUCUGGUACAUGGAAAGGUUUAACAGACGAUGCAUUCGCUGAAGAGCUGCAGCUCGAGGAGAUCCUUAAGGAGUCCAUGGUCGCUUUUGAAAAUGCAGCUUGCGAAGCCACCAAGAAACCUGGAUGUUCUUUCUGCAAUAGAUUGUCCUGCAUGGAAUGUUGUACCCCCCACCAGGGCUCAGGGUUUCCAGAGCCUCAGGUCAUCAACCUUGCGGAGAGGGCAGUACAUCGUUCCCAUCAGAGAUUUAGAUGCAUUGAGCAACAAAGGAUAAACGAGAAUGACAACGGAAGUGAGCGUUUCCAGUGGAGGAGACCUACAGCAAGAUUCUGGGGAAGGAGGAUGGGAGAUGUUCCUCAGGCUCAAAAUAGUUCAAGCAAUGAAUUUCAUGCAAAAACCAGUUCAUUGGGCGAAAGCGAUCUAAUUGCUGGCACCGUUAAUACUGAGGAUCCUAAGGAUAAAGGCAUAGCCAUUGAUGAUGGCUGGUUGCUGGUCUCUAAAUGGAAAUCCGACAGCAGAGUUGGAAACAGAGCUGACAAACUGUGGGUUGAUGCCCAUCAUCCUAAUCCUUUAAAGGGUUCAAAGGAUAACAAUACAAAUGCUGUUCAGGAAGAUGAUUAUGAUUCCUUGAACGACGAGGAUGAGUUUGAUUCCGACUACAAUCAAAAGAGCCAUGAGAGUGGUAAAAAGAGUACCUGGUUCAAGGAAUUUUUCGAGAGAAAGGAUGCUUUGAACAUUGAGGAGAUCGAUGAAACUCCGUGGCACUGUCCAGCAUGCAAAGGUGGUCCUGGUGCCACCAAAUGGUACAGAAGCAUCAGUGACCUUAUUGCACAUUCCAAAAAUAUUGGAUCGAGAAGGGUGAAGUUACAUCGAGAGCUUGCAAAGCUUCUAGAAACGGAGCUGUGCAUUAAGGGAACCUCAAUUCCUCCUGCUGGCCCUAUAUCUGGUACAUGGAAAGGUUUAACAGACGAUGCAAGAGAUCAUGAACUGGUUUGGCCUCCCAUGGUUGUCAUUAGUAACACGUUGACGAGCAAUAUUCAAGAUGGAAAGUUCAUUGGCAUGGGAAAUCAAGAGCUUCUUGAGCACUUCAGCUCGUAUCCGGCUUUAAAGGCUCAACACUCCUAUGGUCCUAAAGGUCACCGUGGUUUGAGUGUCUUGAUUUUCGAGAAGUCUGCGGUAGGUUAUCUAGAAGCUGAGAGGCUACAUAAGAAUUUUCUCGAGCAACGAUUAGGUCGAUCUGCUUGGAAUUCUUGUACAAACGAGGUCCUUCCCAGUGGAGAGCGUCAACUUUACGGUUACAUGGCACUGAAGGAAGACCUAGAUGUCUUCAACCAGCAUUUCCAAGGUAAAUCCAAGAUCAAAUUUGAGCUGAAAUCAUAUCAAGAAGCGGUCCUGAAUGAAAUCAAGGAAAUGAAGGAGAACAGCCAACAUGUCAUCUUGUUGAAGGAUAGGCUUGAAGAAGAAACAAAACGAGCAGAAGUUUUUGAAAGAUCAGUUAAUAAUCUGAGUAGGAACCUACAACAAAAAAUGGAGGACAUCCGUAUAUUUGAAAAAAGGGUCAAAUCAAUGCAUGAAGAAAACGAAGAAGAGAUUGAAUCCCAGGAGAGCUUUUACAAGGAUCAAAUCAAGAUUCUUGAAGCAAGAGUGAAAGAGCUUGAAGGGAAGUUGCAGGUAUUAGGUGCAAAUACUUUACUUACAGGAGAACCUGACACGGCCAACCUAAGGGAGGAGUGUAGUAACACCAAUUCAACAGCAACCUUGGUAUCGACGAGGAUUCAAAUUUGAA
Hibiscus syriacus is the source of this 2815-nucleotide messenger RNA. RefSeq lists its product as uncharacterized. The record is from RefSeq and is a predicted model, not a curated record. The coding region runs from base 133 to 2814 and encodes 893 amino acids. The transcript is spliced from 6 exons. NCBI's taxonomy places the organism in Eukaryota, Viridiplantae, Streptophyta, Magnoliopsida, Malvales, Malvaceae. Gene Ontology annotation, biological process: regulatory ncRNA-mediated gene silencing; defense response to virus.